Molecule: messenger RNA, 8805 nt
Organism: Lethenteron reissneri (Far Eastern brook lamprey)
Lineage: Eukaryota; Metazoa; Chordata; Hyperoartia; Petromyzontiformes; Petromyzontidae
Product: transport and Golgi organization protein 1 homolog
Biological process (GO): endoplasmic reticulum to Golgi vesicle-mediated transport; vesicle cargo loading; protein secretion
Cellular component (GO): endoplasmic reticulum exit site; endoplasmic reticulum membrane
Source: RefSeq, a predicted model, not a curated record
UAUGGAACCUGAGGAGGAGGAUUCAGACGCGGCUAAACCAACUGCUGCAGAUGAGCAGAGUGGAAUGCUUGAGCGGGAGAAACUAAGCAACUAUGCGGAGGGUGAAAAUGAGAUCAGUAAAGCAAAAGAGAAGUUAAUUUUAGCAGUAAAUAAGGGGAUUUCGGGGGAAGAUGACAGGCUACAUGAUGCACUCAAUUCUGAAUAUCUCGAGAUACGUGACGCUAAAGCCGAGAUGGAUUUAAAUGUCAACAAGAAACGCUUUGAUCUUAACGACCGGGAGGGAAAAGAUGUGAAUGUGGAACCUGAGAAGGAGGCAAAUUCAGACGUAGCUAAACCAACUGCCGGAGAAGAGCAGAGUGGAAUGCUUGAGCGAGAGAAACAAAACAAGUAUGCGGAGGGUAAAAAUGAGAUAAGCGAAGCUAAAGGGAAGUUAAUCUUAGCAAUAAACAAGGCAAUUGCAGAGGAAGACGAGAGGCUACAUGAUGCGCUCAAUUCUGAAUAUCUUGGAAUACGUGAGGCUAAAGUUCAGAUGGAUUUAAAUGUUGUCAAGAAACCCUUGGAACUUAACGACCAUGGGGAAAAGGAUAUUGCACCGAAGUUGAAAGAAAUUUUAGACAAAACUAAGCCCUCUGCCACAGAGAAAGUUACCGAAGGAAAUGACAGUCAUGAAGAUGAUGUAGCAGGCACACUGCAAAAGAAGGAUGUAGCUCAAGAUAUUGAGAUUCAGGAAGCCGCAGCCAGGGUGCGUUUAACAAUGAAGAGAGCCUUGGCUGUUGAUGUUCAAGUGUCACCUGCUGACUUUAAAGGUGAUGUAGCCAUACAAAAAGAAAAGUCUCAGCUAGAUUCUGAGCUGGAGAACGCCUGGUACCAGGUGGAUGACGACUUGAAGGAUACAGAGGAUUUAGAUGAUGGUGAUGCAAACGAUGAAGCUGAGCAGACCGUUGUGACAAAGGAACGUAUUAAGGUGAGUAUCUCUCAAAGCAAGCACGGGGCAGGGAUAAAGGAGACACAACUGGAGAAAAACGCCGACCAUGAAGAGGAUCUGUCGGGAAAAGAGGGGUUGUCGGAAAAAGAUGUGCCUAUAAAGCAGUCUACUUUAGAUGUUAAAAUAAGAGAAGAUUUGAAAAUGGAACAAUUGGCAAACAAGGCGGAUCUAGAGAUGCUCGCCGAGCAGGGAAAUGAAAAUGUGGUAAAAAGUGAGGAUCUUGCUCGUGAUGAGGAAGAUAAUGAGGAGCCUCAGGAGGAGGAGGAGGAGCAGGUGGAUAAAGAGGAAGUGGACAAACUCAAAAAGAAAGAUCUCAAAGGACGAGUAGAGUUGAACGAUGAUGAAGAUUUUGAGGAUACUGGGGAACUAGAGGAAGAAGAGACGGAUCCUGAACCGGCUGAUGAAGAAUUAUAUUAUUUGGAUGAUGAGGAACAGGAGGAUCAAAAGCCUGUGGAAGAGGAGGAAGAAAAAGAGGAGGAAGAUGAGGAUAAACUAGAGGCCCCUGAAGAUGAGGAAGUUAAAGCAGAUGUAUCUUCUUCGGUUAACGUUGCAGAGGAUCAUAAACAAAUCGGUAAUGCAAGUAAUGACGAUGGUGACGUUGAAAGCGAUGACCCACUAAAUGAUUUCGAUGAAGAACUUUAUGAUGACGAUGAGAGUGAUAGUCAUCGUGUAGAUGAUAACAUGACAAAUGAAAUGGAUGACCUAUCGGAGACUGAACUCCUUGAAGAUGAAAAUGCCCUUGCAUUUGAAGUAGGUGAUGAUAUCUACCUCAAAACUGAUCAUUCCAGAAGUGAUGAGAAUAUCUCACAAAUUACAACUGCAGAAGAUGAAGUAUACCCAGAUGUUCUGGAACAGACGGAUCUGGGAAAUGAACAAAACGUGUCUGCAAAAGAUAAUAUUAUAAAGGAAGAAAUUGAAACCCUGCUAGACGUAGAUGAUGCCCAUGCUGACGAGAAGAGGAGAGUGCCCACGGGUAACUCCGACUCUGAAAACGAUGAGUCUGAAGGUCCAUCCCCAAAACCAGAUGACGGCCCGCCCGAGUUUGAGCAGACAGUGGUGGAGGAUUACUUGAGCGAGGAGCGCCAGUCUCGCUUGCGCCGGAUUCUCAGGGAGACAAAGCUGAGCGCGCUGGAGGACCGGCUGCGUGCGUUCGAAGGGGAUCUCGCCGACAGCAAGAUGAGGGCAGAGGGCACGAUGGAGGACGUCGAGAAGAGCCUGGACUCUGUGAUGGACAGGCACGAGGGCAGGGUCCUGCAGUGGCUCCAGGAGGUACUGGAAGAUAUCGGCAAGCAGCAUGAGGAGGCCGAAGAGGGACAGGACCUGGAGGAAGAGGAGGAGGAGUCUGAGGAGGCGUACGAGGAGCGGGUGGAGGUUUUCAAUGACGUGCAGGAUGUCGUCUUCGCCAUGAGGAAGCGUUUCUCCAUGAGCAUGGAGAGUGUACCCAUAGCUCCGGGGGCAAAGGUCAAGGUUAAAGUGGUUCAAGACAAAUUUUCCUGGCUCCCGUCGGACAAAAACGGCACGUUGCCGGAUCUCAUCCUGCGAAUGGAUUCUGCCUUCCUCUACGUCAGGGCCUGUGUCCUUCCGUCACUGGGAUCGCUGCUUGGAAUGGUGGCUUCUCAGCUCCCGGCCGAGUGGCGACCCGGACCCAGCUACCACGGCGUGCCCUGGGACGUCGUGGCCACGGGACUGUGCCUGGGCAUCGCCUUCUCACUCGCCUUUCUCUGGAGGCUCAUCUGCGUGUUUCAAAACAGAAGAUAUCUACGGAGGGAGGCCCGACACAUCCAGACGGUCAAGACGGUUCUGGAGGAGAAACACGAGCUGGCAGAGCGACUCGCAAAUGCGAGGAAAGAGAUCCAUGGGAAAGCGAGCUCGCUGGACGGCAUUCUGGAGGGGUCGAAAGGCAGCAAGCAGGCCAUCGCCAAGCUGCAGACGGAGCACAGGGAGCUGCAGGAGAGCAUCUGCGAGCGACGCAGCGAAAUGGAGGCGAUCCGACGCAGCCUCGAGUCAAUGCAGCAGCAUUGGGAGCAGCAGCAUUCUUUGAAACUGCGGCUGCAGCGCAGCACGGAGAGCGUGGAGCAGACACUCGGCUCGCUGAAAGCAGAGCUGGAGGCGGUCCUGUCUCGGGUUGGCACCGCCAACAGCAACAACGACAAGAUGGAGGCCAAGCUGGUCAAAAUGGAGAAGGAGAAUGAGCAGCUGCAACGCAGCAACCGGCGGCUGGAUGAGGAGGUGGAGCUUUGUGAUACGUCGGUUGGGGAGCUGACGGAGACUUUGCACGCGGAGAGGCAGAUGCAGAAGAGCCUGGAGGAGGCCGUGGCCUUCAAGCAGAAUGAGGUGGAGGCCAUGACCGCGUGCCUAAACCAGCUCAAGGACCUCGGAGUGGACUCGGAAAGUCUGGAUGAAUCUGAAAAACGGAAGCAGAAACAGAAACUUCAAGAGCUCAUGGAUGUCUCCAAGGUGAACGUGAUGCUCAGGGUGGUCGAGGAGGAGAUCGAGGAGUACGGAUCCCUCCUCCGGGACGAGGUGGCCGCCACGCACAAGCUGGAAGGGACGUUGGAGGCUUACGAGAACAAGAACGCGAGCCUGGCGGCGGAGAAGGGCAACCUGUGCGAGGAGCUGGCGCGCUGCAAGCAGAAGCUGCACAUGGUGAAGCAGAUGUACGAGGAGAAGGAGGUGAAACUUCAGAGGAAGCUCACCCUGGAGGAGACCCACCGCGAGCAGAACAAGGGCAAGCUGUCGGCCGUGGACGAGCGUGUCCUCAAAGCCAUCGAGGACGCCAGCAUCCACCGGCGUAAAGUUGAAGACCUGCGCGAGGAGCUUAACAAAACGGAGAAGAAUUACAAAGAUCAGAUUUCGACGAACGAGAAGAAGGUUCACGAAAAUUGGCUUAAAGCUCGCACGGCUGAGAGGGAGAUGGUGGCAUCCAAGAAGGAAGUUUCCACCCUGAAGGAGAGGAUGUCGGAUAUUGAACUCAAGCUUGCCCUGCUGCAUAGGCCACCGACCUAUCGGAUGGACUUUCAGAGAGGGCUGCCCCUCCAGCCUCUGGUGGUACCGACACACAGAGGAGCGUCGUUGCGCGACGGCUCGUCGUUUGCAUCGUCGCCGGUGAGCGGCCCGCCGUCGCCUCCCAUGCUGACGGACGAGCCGCGGCGAGGGCCCACGCGGGCCCCGGGGCAGCCCCGCCGCACCCCACGAGCGGCCGCUGGAGCAGAUAACGGGCCUUCGUCUCCGCUCGACAGCACCGACGGCCUUCACAAUCCCAUUCCGGCCGGGAGACCGCCGGAGCUGCGAGCUUCGCACGGACACGUCCCCCCGCCGCCGGGGCCCCACGAGCCGGCGUACCCCCGGCACUCUCCCCCCCGGGGGCAGCACAUCCCGCCGGCCCAGGCGGGACCGCGCGGCGGUCCGCAGACGUCGCCGCUCUCCGCCCAGGGCACCCCGCCGCAGUCUGCCAGGGCGGCGUACGGUUUUCCGCAGCGGCCGCAGCCGGCGGGCCCGACCGCGGCGGCCGCUUCGGCGUCGCAGAACGGAAUGUUGAGAGGGCAGCCCGGGCCUGGUCUACCGCCGACGGUGCCGGCGGCGCCGUACGGACCGCCUCUGUCUCCUGCGCUGAGCGGCGGUCUCCCUCCGAUGCAGAGGCAGUUUUACCCUCCACCACCACAAGGGGCCCCCGGGGCUCCGGCUCAAGGGCAGUUGGCUCCGCCGCAACCCCUCGUGCCGUACGACUCGCAGCCGUCCCAAGGGCGCCGCAAUCCACCGCCGCUGUGGCAAGGAGCCCCCGGUCAACAUCCACCCCAGGGUUCUGCUGGGCAACGUCCUCCUCCUCCUCGGGGACCUCCUGGGCAGCCCCCAAUGCUGGGACCUCCUCCUGGGCAACAUCUCUCUCAGGGUCCUCCGGGACAUCCUCCACCACAAGGAGCUCGGGGCCAACCUCCGUCCCAAGUGCAUCCUGGGCACCGUCCUCCACAGGGACCUCCUGGGCAACCUCCUCACCUUCAUGCCGAACCACAACUUCAGCAUUCUCAAGCACCGCAGAGCCCGCCCCUGUCCCAAGCGCCCCGCAUGCCACCUCCGUCCCAGGGGCCGUUUGCUCCACCACCGUGGCAAGGAAUCCGCGGGCCUCCUCCUCCUCAUCCUCCUGCCUCUGCGCAAGGGUUCCACGGACGCCCGUCGUUGCAGGAGCUCCGUCCACAGCACCGUCCGCCACCACCGCCCGCCUCGACUGGAGUUCGGAGUUCGGCGCCAAAUUCCAGAGGCAAAUGAAGCUCAGAAGGAACCCCCCCGCCCAGCCCCCGGUGACCCUCCCUAGCAGCUGGAACUUGAGCUAUUGACAACACGAGGGACAUUGCUGCAGCCAGUUCUGCCCUCACCCACCCGUGUGGUUUUUGAAGGUCCUCUGACUCGGAUGAUCAGCAUCGUGGUAACAGCUGAGAGAUGGGAGUCCCCCAACGGCAGUGCUGAAAGUGCUCGCAGACUAACAAUGGGCCAAAGUUCAACACAAACCCCGCCCCGCCCAGGCAAUGCUGUAGUUCUUGCCUUAAAAUGUAACGAAGUUCGUAUGUCACACCCUUGCCAAUAUCGAUACUAUGUGAUGUGAUGCCAGGCCGAGAUAUGGCAUUUUGGAUGAUCCUAAAAACUCUUGUUUCUGGUCGAUCAGGAAUUAUGACAUGACAGGAAAUGACCUCGCUUAUAUUACAUCACUUCCAUACUUUUCCCACCAAAAGUGGUGGAACAUGACAUCGGGUUUCCUCACUUUUGUUCGCACGAAGAAACGUGAAAUGAUGACGUGAUAUAAGCGGUCCGUAUAAAGAUCCGAAAUUGUCCUUAAACAUCUGAAACGUUUGAAUCAGAAAUUCAUCCCGAGUAUUCACGCAAAGGGGCGAUACCACCACAUCAUCCCCCGACUGGCAGACUGAAUGCACACUUGCUGCAGCCCGUUGCUGCGUGUACAGCGUUACGCCACCCAGGGACAGCUGCCACUGGGGAGUUCUCCUUGGCCAGACUGCGUUUGGGGAAUUGGAAUGAUUGAGUUGAGGCUUGGCGAGGAAUGCAAUCAUACUGGACAUGCAAAUUAUUAUCCUUGCCACGUGUUUACUCUGUUACAGUUUUUCUCAUUUUACGAGUCGGUUACUUUUUCCACAAAUAGUAUUUGUGUUUACUUUUGUUGUUGUUUACUUUGAGGUGUUUUUUAAAAAGUAUAUAACCAAAGACCAUACUAUGAAUUUGGAACGCACGCAAAUAUUUGUUCUUAUCUAAAUGGUUUUUAGUUUUGCUUCAAGGCUAAUUUCUUAGUGGCUACCAUGUAAAGUGUCAUUACUAUACUAGGAUUAUAAAGAUCAAGGAAUUUUCGCCUGCAGGAUUAUACAGAAUACGUAACUUUACAGUAUAUAUACACACAAACACAUAAUUUCCAUAUAUAUUGCUAACCUAUUUUAAUAAUCAUAAUACUACACUACAAAGGCUCGUAUUGUUUUAAUAUAGUUAAACUACAAGGGUCAUGUCAAGAUAAUGCGUGAGGCUUAGGUUUAAUAUUUUUGCACGAGCCGCUUCAGUUCGCGGUACAAAGGCUUUUACGUUGGAAACCUUCGCGGCAAUCGGCGCAGCGACGACGGCCACGACGACGUUUGUAAGGGACUUGGCAGAGCCACUUCUGAAAUCACAUCAAUUGGCUCUGUAACCCGCGUGAGUUUGGCGCUGGAUAACAAAAAAACGCACUCCGAGAAAAUUCGCCCAUCGUGCGGAUAUUAGCCAAUCAAACAAGAGGGCGGCGGGGUGGGGGGGUGUCACGUGACGCCGUACCAACCGAUGGGAUUGGAUCGAUUUCCAACUGCCACGCGAAACGUCUUCCCGACACGUGCACGUCUCUUUGAUCGGCGACUAACGUCCGAUUUUGAUCUAUUGCAGCCCAACGUCUCGCGUGGCCGUCGCGGCACUAACACUUUGGUGAAUUAAUGGAACAGGCGAAUUUAAUACGAAGGGUCAUCGUGUUAUUUGCUUUUGCCGCCUUCGAUGACGGAGAUGAGACCGUUGUUUCUCGCUACCCUUGAACCCGUUUUUUUUUUUUAAACCUCCCCGUGGGUUCUUCCUUGGGUGGGCAUUAGCACCCAGCCACCAGAAUCUCACCUUUAGUGUGAUGCCCCACCCCCCACUUCUGUAUAGUGAACACACGUGCAAUUGAGAUCAAGAGGUCAUUAAUUUUUAAACGUGAAUGGCAUUUAGUUUGUACUUUGCGUGCCGAUGCUCUAUUUCAGACUCGAAACCUUUUUGACGUAUGCGCGUUUGUGCGGUGUCGCACGCACGCACGUAUAAUGUCAUGAUGUACGGCCUUUAUCAAUCCACUGCUGGAUGAAGCCCUCCCCACGCAAUGGCCGCCGUGUGGGUUGAAGGGGAUGAGAUCCAGGGCUGGUCUCAGAUGUCACUCGGCACCGAAGUUGCCCGUAGCUGGGAAGUGACGAUGAAGUGACUCCGUGUCUCCGGCUUCAUAGCGCGCGCUGUGCUCACCAUGGCGCACACCCAUGCCGUCCACUCCCGCUUCACGUCACGUCAAUAUGCAUACAGUGCGUCAUUGAUGACUCGAAUUAAAUGUUGUCUUAGACUUAGAGAAUCUGACCUUUCUGUGGGUCAUCUGUCCCCAGGUAAUGGUUUUUGUGGUGACAAUCGUAACUUAUUCAAUGUGGAUAAUGCUUCACAUUUGUCUUAAUAAGCAUGAUCUCUUUUAAUGAACUUAGUGGAAGGAACAUAUCUGCAGGGAAAUAUUACACUUGUACCUGCCGAUGGUGUUAGCCAUGAUCUGGAUCUAAACUCAGGUUGCUGGGUUCAUAGCAUCACCUUUCACCCCUGUGCCAAUGUAUUACUUGUUGUAGGUUUUAUGAAAAUGCACGCUCUUGAACAAACAUACAUACCUGGUUCAUGGCUAAGCAAUUAUAGAAGAUAGUUUCGUGAACAUAAUUUUAUGAACAUGCACAGUUAAUCUACUAUAAACAGAUCGAGCAAGAAUAAUUGCAUAUAUAGGUUUAUACACUCAAGACAAAUUUGUUUUUGAGGCAAAUAUUAAUGUGCAUAUUUAAUCAUGUUCUUACUGAAUAAGAAAUUCACUGGGUUUUUUUUACCAAUUAAAAUUAAAAAUCCCCAAGGGCGUGUGUGAAUUUGGUGAGCAAUGUGUAGCAGCGGUGCUACACAGACGCAGUAUAGAAGGAUGAGGACAGAUCUCAUGUUGACACAGUGUACAGCAUUACUGCAGUGCUAGAGGGGAAGGGAGACGCACAAAGACAAAGAUCCCCCGUACAGCCUUGACACACUUGGGGCAAGUGGUAUUAGCGAGUAGCAGCUGUGAAAGCCGGUACAGUACGCACAGGGGUCGGUGGCCAGCAACCACGCCCGGGCCGGGCCGCCUUUGUCUCCCCAGUAGCGAUGUUUUUAGACACCGCACUAGGUACUCGUUUGAGGCUGAGUCGACCUAGGGGAGGCCCAGGACCGGUCCGGAUAAUCGCCAGCGGUUUUAGGCGUGAGCGGGAAUCGAACUCGGGUGGACGGGUUCGUAGUGCAGCGCGCUAACCGCUACACUACCACUCCCCUAUAGGAUGGGAGACACGCACGCACGCACGCACGCACGCACGCACGUAACUCGGUUAUGGCUAUAAAGGCAAAGGCACCGGUGGAGGCCUGCGAUUGUUGGCUCACGCCGCUGCUAGGGGUAGGGCCCCUUGACUCUUGGGAGCUCGAGAGAGAGAGCCCGUCCCCUCGAGGGUAUUUGGCCUAAUCUUCCUCCCUGGGCAGAUGUCUAUGACGAGGUGGGAGCAGGCGCAAUUCACUCGCACCUC